AACUUCUUUCCUUUCCCCUUUUCCUUUUUAUAUCCCUUAACUUAAUACUCUUCAUUUGCCAUUCCAAAUUUCAACCUCUUCUUAAAUAUUUACAUCUCUUAGCAAGUAGGCUACUUAUCGACAAUUCCCCUUUCCCUUGCAACUUUAAAUCUAGGAGCUUAAGUCCUUACCUAAUUCAAGUUAGAACUGAGGGUGAUAGAUCGGGGAAUGUCGUCAGUUGGGAGAGAGAAUAACUAGGACGAAGACGGCGAUUGGUCACCGUAUGGGAGCUCAUCGAAGGCAUGGCCUCAGUGGUGGAGGACACCAAUGGCGACUCGACGAAGUAAGGGUAGAAGCAUGUCCAAAGAAACAAGAAUACGAGUUUGAGUUUGCUGGAGAUGGAGAUCCUGGGAAGGAAGAGAUUGAACGGAAGGGAUGAUGAUGAGAGGGUAAAUUAUUGACCUUCGUUUCUUUUUUUUUUUUUCAAUUCAUAUGGGGCCCACAAUUAAAUUGUUUGGCUCCAC
This is a messenger RNA of Rubroshorea leprosula, 503 nucleotides long. Lineage: Eukaryota; Viridiplantae; Streptophyta; Magnoliopsida; Malvales; Dipterocarpaceae. The record is from the annotation of a GenBank genome assembly.